Messenger RNA from Oryza sativa Japonica Group (Japanese rice), 2886 nucleotides. The record is from RefSeq and is a predicted model, not a curated record. Lineage: Eukaryota; Viridiplantae; Streptophyta; Magnoliopsida; Poales; Poaceae.
CCACCAGCAUCCUUCGUCUUCUUCCCAAGCCCCAUGUUCUUCUCCUUCCUCCUCAUCGCCACUCCUCUCCCCCACCUGCAAAGAUCUCCCACCCCUAAACAAAUCCAAAUAAAAGCCCCGAAAAAAAAGGCUUGCUCAUUUAUGUCUCCUCAUUUCCGCGAGCUGAUUCGCAAUCAAUCGCUCUCUCGCUGGUUCGGAUGAUGCCCGCGGUUUCCCUCUUCGCCACCGCCCCUUUAAAACCCUCCCCCUCGCCUCCGGGCUCCCACCACCGCCGCCACUGAGCCAGUCCGCCGCCGCCGCCGCCGCUCCUGAAGCCCUCGCCGUGGCAUGAGAAGAUGGCCGCGUGCUCCAGGGGGCUCGUGGCGCGGCCGUUCGAUCUGACCGCGAGGGGGGCGGCGCACUGGCCGUGCCCCGCCCCGCGACGCCGCGCGAUCCGAUGCUGCUGCCGCGCGCAGCAGGAGCCGCGGAGGCGCCUCUCCAAGGCCGCGGCGGCCGCGCCGGAGCGCACCGAGGAGUGGCGCAUCGACGGGAACAAGCCCGCCGCUGCCGCCCGGGGCAGGCGUCGCGCCAGCCUCACCGCAAUGCCGUCACUCCCCUUCCCUUCUCCUCGUUCUAGGAGGCAGUGGAAACAACAGAAUUUCUAUCCACGGUGCACGCCAAGAGGGCCAGCUCCUCAAUCCCGUGAUACUCCGCCGAAGAGAGACACUGGUAUUGCUAGUGAGAAGGAAUGGGGAAUCAACCUUCUGGAUGAAGCAGUCAAGGAGUCUGGGACAAAUGAAGAUGGAAGCACCUGGUACAGGGAGAGUGGAGACGAUCGUGGUGAUAAUGGGUACAGGUGUCGCUGGGCUAGGAUGGGAGGACAGAGUCAUGAUGGUACCACUGAAUGGAAAGAGACGUGGUGGGAGAAAAGUGAUUGGACCGGAUAUAAGGAGUUAGGUGCGGAGAAGUCUGGAAAGAAUGGUGAAGGUGAUUCUUGGUGGGAGAAAUGGAAAGAAGUUCUUUACCAAGAUGAAUGGAGCAAUCUUGCAAGAAUAGAGAGGAGCGCUGAAAAGCAAGCGAAAUCAGGAGCAGAAAAUGCUGGGUGGUAUGAAAAAUGGUGGGAGAAAUAUGAUGCCAAAGGCUGGACAGAAAAAGGUGCUCAUAAGUACGGAAGAUUAAAUGAACAAUCCUGGUGGGAGAGGUGGGGUGAACAUUAUGAUGGCCGGGGUUUUGUAUUGAAAUGGACAGAUAAGUGGGCAGAGACAGACUUAGGCACCAAAUGGGGGGACAAAUGGGAAGAGAAAUUCUUUGCUGGAAUUGGUUCUCGACAAGGGGAGACAUGGCAUGUAUCCCCUGGUGGAGAUCGAUGGUCAAGAACUUGGGGAGAAGAGCAUUUUGGUAAUGGAAAAGUUCAUAAAUACGGCAAGAGCACAACUGGCGAGAGCUGGGAUUUGGUAGUUGAUGAGGAGACGUACUACGAGGCGGAGCCUCAUUACGGAUGGGCUGAUGUCGUUGGAGACUCAACACAACUUCUGUCGAUACAACCUGUCGAAAGGCCACCAGGAGUGUACCCAACUUUCACCUGCGCGGUGGCUUCAGGCACCACCUGCAAGUCCGCCAUCCUCUACACCUCCCCCAACGCCACCACCUACGGCAACCUCGUCGCCCGCUUCAACACCACCACCCUCCCCGACCUCCUCGGCGCCAACGGCCUCCCCGACGGCACGCUUUCCUCCGCCCCCGUCGCCGCCAAUUCCACCGUCAAAAUCCCCUUCCGCUGCCGCUGCAACGGCGACGUCGGCCAGUCGGACCGCCUCCCCAUCUACGUCGUGCAGCCGCAGGACGGGCUCGACGCCAUCGCGCGCAACGUGUUCAACGCCUUCGUCACCUACCAGGAGAUCGCCGCCGCGAACAACAUCCCCGACCCCAACAAGAUAAAUGUCAGCCAGACGCUGUGGAUUCCGCUGCCCUGCAGCUGCGACAAGGAGGAAGGCUCUAACGUGAUGCACCUCGCCUACAGCGUCGGCAAAGGGGAGAACACGUCGGCGAUCGCUGCCAAGUACGGGGUGACGGAGUCCACGCUUCUCACCAGAAAUAAGAUCGACGACCCCACGAAAUUGCAGAUGGGACAGAUUCUAGAUGUCCCGCUCCCUGUGUGCCGUUCAUCAAUCAGCGAUACCUCAGCUGAUCACAAUCUGAUGCUCCUCCCGGAUGGCACCUAUGGAUUCACCGCAGGAAACUGCAUCCGCUGCAGCUGCAGUUCAACUACCUACCAGCUAAACUGCACUGCAGUACAGAACAAGGGAUGCCCGUCAGUGCCACUGUGCAAUGGAACGCUGAAGCUUGGUGAGACGAACGGCACCGGUUGCGGAUCAACAACGUGCGCCUACAGUGGUUACUCCAACAGUUCAUCGCUCAUCAUACAAACCAGCCUUGCAACUAAUCAGACAACAGCCUGCCAGAGAGGAGGAUCUGGGAGGUCGCAGUUCGCUAGGUCCAUGUGGAGCAUGUCUGUUAUCUCCUUCCACAUGGUGUUGAUCAUUAUCUGUUUCCUUUGAUGUUGGAGACUACUGCAACUCUAGAUGGUACAUUUCAAAGAGUUCUCUACGAUCUAUGAUUGUUGUAUACGAUAUAUGAUUGUUGUCGUAACUUAGAUUUUGAUGACUGGUUUAUCCAGCUUUGAAAUUUGAGUUUUGACUCUGUUCUUUAGAGGAUGAGUGGCACUUGUACGGCUGCUUGAAUAAAACGUCGAUGUAUUGUAUUCGAUCUGCAUCUGAAAAGGAAUAUUCAUUAGAUAGGAUUAUUCGAAAUAAAAAGAUCCCACAUGUUUUUGUUAUAGGCGUUACAUGUUCUGGAUGGAUAUAUAAUGUACCAUGCGGAAGUAUGAAUGGACUUCCCACCUUCCAA